Molecule: messenger RNA, 3289 nt
Organism: Xiphias gladius (swordfish)
Lineage: Eukaryota; Metazoa; Chordata; Actinopteri; Istiophoriformes; Xiphiidae
Product: nuclear body protein SP140-like protein
Exons: 17
Coding region: 818-2566 (582 amino acids)
Biological process (GO): regulation of transcription by RNA polymerase II; humoral immune response
Cellular component (GO): cytoplasm; nucleus
Molecular function (GO): translation regulator activity; DNA binding; DNA-binding transcription factor activity, RNA polymerase II-specific
Source: RefSeq, a predicted model, not a curated record
ACUGUCCAAAUACUUAUGCACCUAACUGUAUAUGGGUCCAUAAAACAUGUGGAUUACCUGCUGUUAUCAUAAAAAGAAUGAACUGGUGGAGAUGAUUAACUUUCUAGAUGAAAUGAAAGGAUGAGGAUGAUAAUGACACCAUUUAAACCUAAAGAUCCCCUCCAGACAUGUUAAUAAUUUGUGAAUGAUCGUGGGUUCUCCCCCACUUUUUUUUUUUUUAAUUAAUUGUUUAGAAGUUCUUUAAAUUAAAUCUGCUCCUUCAAUAGUAAUCUAUGGAUGUAUGAAUAUUUUACACAAGAUGUCUCCUCAGUGCAUGUUCUCCGGAGGCUUCGAGUCUCCGAGUCUCCACAUCACACUCGGGGCAAGUUAAAGUGAGGGAGGGCACCAAGAAGCUGUACAGCAGUGCCCCCUACCGCCAGAACUGCGAUUUACCAACACAACAACAACAGAAAAGAAAGGGAAAAAACUGCUUUCGCUUUCCAAACGUCAGUGGAAGCAGGAACCGAGAACACAUUUGUGGGCAGAGCCACAAGAGAAGCUUUGAUCAAACUUGUUGGAACUUCCGCCUCUAUGCCACCGAUGGACCCGAUUGAUUGUCUGGAGUCUGAGGCGCUGCUGCGGUUUUUCCACUGUCACAAAACAGAAAUGUCCUGCAUCAAAAAGCCGCGCACAUUUCUCAGCCAGCUCAAGGAUUACGACCUCAUCCCGGACGACAGAUACAAGGUUAGGUGCAGGAGUGGAAGCGUUCCGCGUUUGUUACUGCCCUCCUCGCACACAGGGAGCGUGGAAGGUGAGUCGCGUGAAGAGUAAGGAAAGCAUGAAGAUAGCCCUUUAUGAUAUUUUGGACUGGUUUGAGAGAGAGCAAUCCCAGCACAUCCAUGUGUUCUGGAGAUGUGUCUUCAAGGAGACCAUGAUGACCCUCUACCCAAUCCUGCGACAGCUGCGCCAAAGCCUCGUGGACGCGUCCUUGCAUUUUGACACACAACUGCCCGAGAAGGUGGCAAGGGAAGAGACACAAAUAAGGAAAAGGAAAGAGCUUUCAGAAGAUGAAACGGAAGAGGUGAAGCAAGUUAACUCAGUGAAAAAGAAGAGGAAACAAAAAAGUAGAAGCGUGUACGACGAUGAGGAGCAGCAGCCCGGUCCAUCAUCUGAGCUGACUGCAGGUCGGAGGAAAAAGUCCAAGAAAAUAUGUUUCUCUUCUCCCUUAAAGAAGGGAGAGAAGAGUGACUUUUGGACCUGGCCCAUUUAUAAGACCCUGCUGCCCGUGAAAUGUGGACAUGAAGAGGGGAUACUGAGCAGAGACAGACUGGCUAAAGGGAAGAAGUGCAUUUUGUUCCAGCAAAAGUGGUCUACUCCCAAUAAAUUUGAGAAGUUUGCAAGGAAGAGGAGCUCAAAGAACCGGAAGUUGAGCAUUCAAUGUAUGGGCAUCCCCCUGGGAAAACUUAUAAUGGAAGGGCACCUGAAAUCAGCAAGUUACAGGGGAGGGCCUAGAAAGGAACCAAAGCUGGCCAAGAGGUCCCUGUUCCCAUCUGAUCAAGUCAUCACAGUGUCUGACGAAGAAGAAGUAGAAGAUGAAAAUGGGGAUGAGAAGGAUGAGCUGGAAAACCAGGAGGACCAGGUUUCCUCUGGCGACCAAAAAAAUUCAGAAGAUAUCACAGAAGGAUUCGGAGAGUCUGAGGAACAGACUGAGCAGCAGCCAGAAGCCGACAGUGAGAGUAGCAUGACAGUGUUCAAAGUUACAUGUGGAGAUGUAGCUGGGACCUUACACAAAAAACGUUUUGGAUCAGGGACUAAUGGGAAGAGUAUUCGUACUGAGACGAGCUGGUUGAGCCCCAUGGAGUUUGUGAAGGAAGUAUCAAGUCAGAGAGACGCCACCUGGAAGAAAGACAUCAAGUGGGAAGGAAAACCACUGAAUGUCCUCAUAAAGGCAGAAAUCUUGAGGAUCCACUCACUGCUGUGUACUUGCAGCCUAUGCGGACCAGAUCAUGAAGACCUGGAGAAUCAGAAAAACGAUGAUGAGUGUUGGAUCUGUAAAAGUGAAGAAGAAGCAGAGCUGGUGCUGUGUGAUCACUGCCCUCGCUCUUUCCACCAGAAAUGUCACCUGCCUCAUGUAGAUAAAUGCAUUUUGGGGGACAAACGCCCUUGGAUGUGUACAUUCUGUGUAUUACGAACCAAUCAAGAGUGGCGUUACAGUGAUGAGCUGGAAAUGAAAGCAGCCAUGUCCCACCAAAUAUCACAACACAUGCUGGAAUGUCAUUAUCUCCUCCUGUGUUUGUGCAGUGCUGAUGAGGAACAAACUUUUGCUUCAAACCCAAGCCUCCAUUUGGAAAAUUACUCCACUGUUAUCCAGACUCCGAUGUGGUUUGGCAAUGUGGCAGAAAAACUCCAGAAGAAAGAAUACCAAAUGGUUGGAGAGUUUGUGUCCGACAUCCAGCUCAUUUUUACCAACUGUGCCUCAUACAACCAAGCUAAUCCUGAAGUCCUUGCAACUGGCGACCGACUGAAGGAGUUAUUUAACGGAGAAUUAAAGAAAGUCUUCAACAUCUGUGAACAGACAGAUAAAUAGUGUUAAGUUUUCAAACUCAGUAACCUUGGGGAAAGGGUUAGAAAUAUGUAAUUACUGACAGCAACAGUAAUGCCUGUUUUGGUAGAUUUUUGUUCCUUGUCCCUUGUAUUUAGUUAAAAAUAACCUUUUACAGGAAUUUUACUUGUCUGUAUUCUAAAAUCAUCCAACUUCAUUUGCAAACUUUUUGCACUGCAAAAGUUAACUUUUAAAUUAAAGUGUUAACAUACAUAUAUAGAGGACACACCCUACAAAAGUGCCACAUUUUGUUUGAUUGAAGUCAGUCUCAGUAUACCCACUGUUCAGAUACUGUCACUGCUGGGAAACAGUACACAUAUAAAUUUUUGGAUCAUCCUCAACAAAUUAAUAUUUCAAUAUAACAUAAUGAUACUACAAUGUAGUAAAAAUAGAUUUUUCCCAUUGUUUGUUUCAUUUACUCACAAAAGUUAUUUACUCACAAAACUACAUAUUAACCUAUUUCUCUUUCAGUGAUAUGAAAAACAAAUAACCAAAGGUUUCAUAUUUCAGUGGUUUUUCAUACUUUGGAAGAGUUUGUGAGUUGCUCUCAACCUUGUUCUUUAUUGUCAUGUUUUUCUGAUAUGAAUAUAUGUAUUCAAAAAGCCUAAAUGUGGUUCCCUAAAGCAUUUCAAUCAUGCAAGAUAUCAGGAUUCCCAUGUUAUUACACAAUAAUUAAAGUAUUCACUUGUGCUCUCUCUGAUGUGUUGC